AACCAGGCUAGGGUAGACCCAACUAUUUUAGUAUGCGAUAAGCCGCUGAUCAUGGUAACCCAGCUCUAAACAUAUCGCUUAACGUUUCUCUACUUUUUGUGGCAGAACGUUGCGCAAUGUUGUGAGUGAGAUGUAAAUUUAUUUAUUUAUAAACAGUAACUCGAGCAUUAACGUUAUGCAACAGUGAAGUAAUAUUACGAGAGACUGCGUGUGGGCUUAGAAAUUAUCUACUGUAAAUUUAAGUUCGAAUUUUCCUAAUGAGUUGGUUUAGUUAUCAAGUUUAAAUAUGACGAGAUCUUCAAAAGACAAUUCAGUAAUCAACACUACUUUUGCUGUAAUUGGAGGAGGUAUUGCUGGCGUUUCUUGUGCUGAGCAGUUGGCUAUUGAGGAACCAUCUGCUAAUAUAGUUUUGAUUUCUGCAUCUCCACUUGUAAAAGCAGUUAAAAAUGUAAAUAAGAUAUCUGAGAGAUUGACUGAAUUUGAUGUUGAAGAAGAGUCGUAUUCUUGUCUCGAAAAUCGCCAUUCAAAUUGUCAAGUGAUUAUAGCAGAAGCCACAGGAAUCAAUUCAUCUAAACAUGAAAUUUUGCUGUCCAAUAAGCAAAGUGUCUUUUAUCAUAAGCUAUGUAUUUGUGCUGGAGCUGUGCCUAAGGUGAUUACCAAAGAUUUCCCUUACGUAAUAGGAAUCAGAGAUACGGAAACAAUAGAAAUUUUUCAACAAAAAUUGUCAAAUGCAAGACGUGUGCUUAUUGUUGGCAAUGGAGGAAUAGCAACUGAGCUUGUAUAUGAGAUUGAAAAUUGUGAAAUAAUUUGGGCAAUUAAAGAUAGGUCAGUUGGAGCAACAUUUUUUGAUGCAGGUGCAGCUCAGUUUUUCCUUCCAUGUUUAAAUGAAAUCAAACAGCAAGAAUCACCAGUAUGUAAAAGAAUAAAGUAUAGUGUAGAUGGUCCACCACAAGGAAGUCUCUGCAUGGGAAGUUCUUUAGGGCCUGACUGGUCAAUGUAUGUCAACACAAAAGGAAAAACAAAAGAAGCUCGCAAUGUACACGUUGAAUAUGAAUGUGAACUUAAAGCUAUGUAUGAAAGGCAAGAUUUCUUAAAUAAGGGAUUAAAAGUGAACGUAUUGGACACUGACGAAAAUAAGUGGCCUGUUUUUGUAGAACUGACUAAUGGAUCUAUAUUUGGAUGUGAUUUCAUUGUUAGUGCUACUGGCGUCAUGCCCAAUGUAUCAGGCUGGCUGCAGAAUAAUGAAGUUAGUUUGCAUUAAUAUAUACAGAUGUGUAAUUU
Stegodyphus dumicola is the source of this 1281-nucleotide messenger RNA. It is a transcript of the gene Pyroxd1, whose product is annotated as pyridine nucleotide-disulfide oxidoreductase domain 1. Lineage: Eukaryota; Metazoa; Arthropoda; Arachnida; Araneae; Eresidae. The record is from RefSeq and is a predicted model, not a curated record. Gene Ontology annotation, molecular function: oxidoreductase activity.